ACGUUUACCAGUUUCGGAGUUUUCGAUUGCGUCAGUCCAGCAAUUCCCUAAAUCUACACUUGUGAUCGGGUUCUCCGCAGAUAUGAUGGAUGGUAUUGCAGUAUCGAGCAGCCACCUGGCUGAACAGAACCUGGAGAAGCUUAAUGUCAAGGAAUUAACUCCUUUGACGCCAGAAGUUAUAAGCCGGCAAGCGACGCUCAACAUCGGCACCAUUGGCCAUGUGGCUCACGGAAAAUCCACGGUUGUGAAAGCUAUAUCUGGCGUCCAGACUGUCCGUUUUAAAAAUGAACUAGAGAGAAAUAUCACCAUUAAGCUGGGAUACGCGAAUGCAAAGAUUUUUAAAUGUGAUAACGAAGAGUGUCCGCGACCAGGAUGUUACCGUUCAGGGGGCAGCAUGAAAGAGGAUGUGUUUCCCUGCGAUCGGUCCGGGUGCGGGGGAAAAUUCCGAUUACUGCGUCAUGUUUCUUUUGUGGAUUGCCCUGGCCACGACAUUCUGAUGGCUACCAUGUUGAACGGCGCGGCUGUAAUGGACGCCGCACUGCUUCUGGUUGCGGGCAACGAAUCGUGUCCGCAGCCCCAGACAUCGGAACAUUUAGCUGCCAUUGAAAUCAUGAAAUUAAAACACAUCAUUAUCCUUCAGAACAAGAUUGACAUUGUCAAAGAGACUCAAGCGAAGGAGCAGUAUGACCAGAUUCUGAAAUUCGUUCAGGGAACGGUCGCCGAAGGCGCUCCGGUAAUCCCCAUUUCUGCCCAGUUGAAGUACAAUAUCGAAGUAUUGUGCGAAAUGAUCGUCAAGAAAAUUCCUAUUCCGCUGCGGGACUUCACAUCGGAAGCGCGCCUGAUUGUCAUUCGAUCCUUCGAUGUCAACAAACCGGGAUGUGAAGUGGACGAACUGAAGGGUGGCGUGGCCGGAGGAAGUAUUUUGCGGGGCGUGCUCCGCGUCGGUCAGGAAAUUGAAGUGCGACCAGGGAUCAUUUCGAAGGACGCGGACGGCAAGCUAAUUUGCCAUCCCAUUUUCUCGCGCGUGGUGUCCUUACUAGCCGAGCAAAAUGAUCUGCAGUAUGCUGUUCCGGGAGGCCUAAUUGGUGUGGGCACCCGCAUAGAUCCGACACUGUGCCGUGCCGAUCGUUUGGUAGGGCAGGUUCUGGGUGCUGUUGGAUGUCUGCCGGCCAUCUUCACCGAAUUGGAAAUGUCUUACUUUUUACUGCGCCGCUUGCUGGGUGUGCGGACAGAGGGAGACAAGAAAGGCGCCAAGGUAUCGAAGUUGACAAAGAACGAGAUUCUCAUGGUCAACAUAGGAUCGCUGUCCACGGGAGGCCGUGUGGUAGCCGUAAAAUCGGAUCUGGCCAAAAUCAGCUUGACGAGUCCUGUGUGCACAGAGGUUGGUGAGAAGAUUGCCCUUAGCCGUCGUGUCGAAAAGCACUGGCGAUUGAUCGGAUGGGGCCAAAUCCGCCGAGGGGUUACCAUUACACCCAGUCAAGUCGGCGCUGGCGGCAAUUAAACCGUAUCUUAUUUUUUUCUAAAUAAAUUGUUCAUGGUUUUUUGUUUCGUUUUUCAUUAAUCACUUUCUAUAAAAAAAAGCUUUAAUGCUGUUGGUGACGUUGAACAUUCUGGCAGAAGUGAAUUUCUUUACGGAAGAUGACAAAUUGACAACUCACUACAUAUUUAGAGAAGUCUACAAGAAACAAUGUUCAGAUUAAUGU
Messenger RNA from Paramacrobiotus metropolitanus, 1703 nucleotides. Its product is annotated as eukaryotic translation initiation factor 2 subunit 3, Y-linked-like. NCBI's taxonomy places the organism in Eukaryota, Metazoa, Tardigrada, Eutardigrada, Parachela, Macrobiotidae. Gene Ontology annotation, molecular function: GTP binding; translation initiation factor activity; tRNA binding. The record is from RefSeq and is a predicted model, not a curated record. Gene Ontology annotation, cellular component: cytosol; eukaryotic translation initiation factor 2 complex. The coding region runs from base 83 to 1501 and encodes 472 amino acids. The transcript has 2 exons. Gene Ontology annotation, biological process: positive regulation of translational fidelity; formation of translation preinitiation complex.